AUGUUCGAAACUAAUAACACAGAAACCUAUUUUGGUCAAUCAGAUCUCAACAGAGUGUCAUUCUUAAGACACGAUGAAGACUUUAUCAGGCAGACUUUGACUCAUAAAUCUACUGUUGUCAUUCCAUUCAUAAAAGGUGAGGCACUACUCUCCGAUAAUGACUUGCUUACUGUAACGGUAUCUGAAGAUGCUGCUAUGCGACAUGUCAUCGAAACCAUGAUCCCGUUAUUGAAUACUAAGGAAUCAAGAUUAGAUGCCUCUGGUGUCAGUUUAACGUUCCUUGGCCUAUUGGAAUCAACUUCCACUGAUUUUUUGACUUACAAGGAUGAAUAUAAGGGAAUUCCAUACUAUGGUAUAAACUUUGUUGUCGAUGAAAAAACUAUAAUUAAACCCAAGGAUAUUGCUACGUUCGAGAAAUAUUCUCAAUUAUUGAGAGGACCUUCAUUAUUUGAGCUAGCCAAUGGAGCUGCAAGUCUCUAUUCUCAUGCUAAGAUGUAUUUGGAUUGGUUGACCAAGUAUAAAUUCUGCCCUGGUUGUGGGUCCGUAAUUUAUCCUAUUGAUGCUGGUACAAAGUUACGCUGUUCCAACGAGGAUAUGAAUGUUAAAUGCGAUGUUAGGGAUCAUAAGGUGAACAAUAUUUGCUUCCCAAGAACAGACCCUGUGGUAAUCAUUGCCAUUGUCUCGAGAGACUUUAGUAAGGUUUGUAUUGCUAGAUCGAAGAGAAAGUAUCAUGAUGUGGUGUUAUAUGGAUUAGUUGCAGGUUUCAUGGAAUGUUCCGAGACUGUAGAACAUGCUGCUGCUAGAGAGAUAUGGGAAGAGACUGGGAUGAAAUGUGAUGAAGUAUCUAUGGUUUGCACGCAACCUUGGCCUCCCGUGAACUUGAUGAUCGGUUGCAUUGGCUUUGUGGAUUUCAAUGGAGUGAAUGAGAAGAUUGAUUUAGGCCAUGAUCCUGAAUUAGCAGAAGCACAAUGGGUGGAUACUGAAGAAUUGAUGGAAGCCCAUGCAAAUUAUAAGGGCGGUAUGAUCGUACCAUUCAGAGACGGAAGCUACCUACCGGGGAAUACUGCUGUGGCAUACCAGUUAGUGGAUUAUGUUGCUGAGCAAUAUAAGAAGUUGCAAGGUAAAUCACAGUGUAAUUUAUAG
Messenger RNA from Naumovozyma castellii, 1143 nucleotides. It is a transcript of the gene NPY1, whose product is annotated as NAD(+) diphosphatase. Lineage: Eukaryota; Fungi; Ascomycota; Saccharomycetes; Saccharomycetales; Saccharomycetaceae. The transcript has a single exon. Bases 1 to 1143 code for a protein of 380 amino acids. The record is from RefSeq and is a predicted model, not a curated record.